Messenger RNA from Anneissia japonica, 3362 nucleotides. Its product is annotated as death effector domain-containing protein-like. Lineage: Eukaryota; Metazoa; Echinodermata; Crinoidea; Comatulida; Comatulidae. The record is from RefSeq and is a predicted model, not a curated record. Gene Ontology annotation, biological process: apoptotic process; extrinsic apoptotic signaling pathway via death domain receptors. Bases 1 to 825 code for a protein of 274 amino acids. Gene Ontology annotation, molecular function: DNA binding. The transcript has 4 exons. Gene Ontology annotation, cellular component: nucleolus.
AUGUCACAAAGGGUGACUCUGACUCUCUCAGGAACACAAAAUAAAAGUCAAAUAUAUGUACGUCGCUAUGACCUGACUAAACUCGUGUCUCUUGUUAAGAAUCGCCCAAUUUCAGGUGAUCCUGUGGAUGAUUACUUGACAAAGACAUCAGUGAGAUCAAGAGAAUCUCAUCAAAAUGAGUCAUCUGAUACCUCUUCCUCAGAAUCAUCAUCAGAAGAUGAAGAAACGUAUGAAGAGAAACAUGAACAUGAUAAUGGAAUUUGUUGUAAUGCAAAUUGUACCAAAAACAAUCUUGCUCAUAACCAAAAGAAGAGGAAAUUAGAAGAAAAUUCUAAAUUUCCAAUGAAAAGGAGGAAAUAUUCUAAGGACAGUUCAGGGAAAAAAAUCAAAGGUUGUAGAAAUCAAGAUGAAAAGGUUGAAGAUUCUUUGCCAAGGGCUGUCAUUCACACCUGCGAUGUGAAGCUUAGAGUGCGGGCGGAGUAUGUUCGCCAUGACGAUGAUCUACAUAACCACAUCCACUCCAACAAGCAACACCGUAAGGAAAAGCAGUUUGAGUUAUUCUCACAAGCUAGCACGAUCUUACGAACCAGAGACCUUGGCUCCAUUGUUUGUGAUAUUAAAUUCUCAGAAAUCACUUACCUGGAUGCCUUUUGGAGGGAUUAUGCCAAUGGAGCCUUGCUUGAAGCAUUGAAAAGCGUGUUCAUAUCAGAAGCGUUGAAGGAGGAGAUUGGCCAUAAUGCAAUUCGGUUACUAGUUAGCGUCGACGAGGAGGAUUACGAGAAGGGGCGCAACACUCUCAUGAAAAACCUGACUUCGGAAUUAUGAUUUAAACUUGUACUACUAUCCUACAGAGGUACCUUUAGGCAGUUUAACUUGAUCACAUGAUAAACUCCGGUUGGUGCAUAUUCAGAGGCUGGAGUAACUGGACAAAUUUUUCAUAUUUUUGUUAUGUUCUUUACCUGAAAAAAAACUUUCGAACUAUUAGAAUGCCUUCUGAAUAAGUCAGCUAGUGUGGCUGUAUUUUAAAUGAACAUUUUUGCUGCAGCUUAAGGUUGUUAACAUAGGCCUUAUAAUAGUAGUGAGACUUGUUAGUUUAUAGAGUGUUAUAUGGUUUAUUUCUUUGUUGGCGGCAAGUCGCUCCUUGUAGGAUGAAAUAAACAAACUUGGCCAUGAUAUUUGAAUGCCAAAGAAUUAUGAAUUUACUUACAUACCUACAUUUGGCCCAUUAGGCUGCUGUGUGGCCCAUAUAAGGAGGUCAGAUUUAAAGGUUUGUUUUUGAUAAGAUAAUGAUGAUCUGUCACGGUUUUACCUGUAUGAUCAACUUACUCCAGCGAUCUAUUCAACUUCAGAUACUGUGCUGGAUUUUGGGAGUGGUUAUUGAAUUGACUACAAUUCAGGUCCUCAACCCAGCAUUUGGGGAUAAUUACAUUUGGGCAAAGCACUUUACCUAAAUUUUGUCUUCCAACCUAGGAGUAUAAAUGGGUACCAAGUGGGAUGUUGUGGCAUUGAAUGUAUUAGUCUGUGCCUAGUGCAGUAGGUAACUCAGGAAACAAAAAGUUUGCACCAAGGUUGGUAUAACAUGGCUAGCACCUUGUAAGGCAUUCUAUAUGAUCAUCAUCUUCAUGAUUUUAAUUCUAAUCAAAAAACAAAUGUAAACAGACAGCUCAAAAUAUUAACAUUAGCCAAAUUUAUUUAUAUAAAAAAUCCUUUUAAUGUACAGUAUUUAACAAAUGCCCCAUGGUCUAAUGUACUGUACUAUCAUUACUGUACGAUUCAUGAUAAUCUGUUUAAAAAAACAUAAAAGUUCUGAACAUGGAAAACAUUUGGUAAGGCAUCUUAAAAGGCAUUCUAUAUGAUCAUCAUCUUUAUGGUUUUACUGUAUAUCUAUAUAGAAAUGCAACUGUUAACAGACAACUCAAAAUAUUAACAUCAGCCAAAUUUAUUUACUUUAUAUAAAAAAAGCCUAAUGGACUAAUGUACUGUACUAUCAUUACUGUACAAUUCAUGAUUAUAUGUUUAAAAAAUACGUAACAGUUCUGAACAUGACAAACAUUUGAUCAUAUCAGUUUUAUAUUCAUGGUUGCUCACAGUAACAUAAUAUGGCAGCACUGUUUGAAAAAAGUAUGGUAAUAAUUUUUUUUUUCUUAAUUUUGCUUCAUUUAUACUAGUAUUUUAUAUUCACACAACAAUCUGAUAUUUAAAAAUACAUAAAUUCUCAGAAGAAUAAUUAAAACAAUAUUGUUCGUCUUGAAAGAUGGCUGUUAUUAUGCUAUUAUAAAUAAAUAUAUCCUACUCACAAUGACUAAAGAGGUACAAUAGUAGAUAACGCUUUGGAUGGAAAUGUUAUCAAAAAAGAAAUGGACGGAAUGGGUAUAAAAAGAAGGUUGUUACGCUCAUUACAAGCAAAUUAAUUAUUAAGGAAAUGGGCAUUCUUCCGACAUGCCAUAGUGCAUAAAGAUAGUUUAAGGUUAGCAUUAAACCAGCCCCACCAAUUGGAACAAUAACCAUAGCCGAUUAUUAAAUUUGGAUAUUUUAUCACACGAAGGACGGAAUGAUUUCACACAUGACAUCAAUGAAGACAUCACACACUAAUGAUAUCACACGAUUAAGCACAUCACCAUGCAGAUACUAUAGAAGCUUUACACUAAUUGUGGUAUAAGCACACACGUCUUCAGAUGUUGGGGAUAAAAAUUCUACACUUAAUGUGGCUAUGUUCACAUACACCAGCUAACGGUUAGCAGGAUCCACAUAAAUAACAUACACGCUCGCCCUUGCAUUAAUACAAGAAAAUCCCCAAUCCAGAUAUCAAGAUGAUGAUGGGAUCACUGGCCAUUAGGAAAUUAGAAAUGCAUACAUGUGAUUAAUUAAUGAUAGAAACGCGCUUAACUUGCUAACCCACAAGGUUUUUUUUUUGCAGCCUGCGACAAUGAAUUAAAAACCCUAUGUGUGCGGCCUGCCAAGCAACAUUGGCUAGAAAACACCUUGUUUUUUACGAUCCGACACCAAUCAUAUGUAAAAAGUAACAUUAAACCUAAGAAUAAAGUGGUGUAAAGGCAAUGCUUUUGGAAGGUCGCUGGAAACAUCAAAAUUGUGGUGCGGCCCUCGGUUUUAAAUUGAAAAUUCACUUUGGCCCUCGUAACGAUUUUUAUGCCCACCCCUGUGUUAACUGACAGCGCUCGCUGUUAGCAUAUCCAGAUUCUGAUAAUGGUUAGCGCUAACCGAUCAGGCGUUCUCACACGGGUGCUAAUGGUUAGUGCUAACAGUUAGCUCCCAAUCCGGAUACUAGGGCUCUAGUGUGAACCUAACCCUAGUCUCAGACCCACUAUUGUUUGCUCUUCUCACCCCCCCCCCCCCAAAAAAAA